Molossus molossus (Pallas's mastiff bat) is the source of this 1790-nucleotide messenger RNA. RefSeq names its product major facilitator superfamily domain containing 10 (gene SLC75A1). The transcript has 13 exons. Gene Ontology annotation, cellular component: brush border membrane. Gene Ontology annotation, molecular function: transmembrane transporter activity. Bases 126 to 1496 code for a protein of 456 amino acids. Gene Ontology annotation, biological process: transmembrane transport. NCBI's taxonomy places the organism in Eukaryota, Metazoa, Chordata, Mammalia, Chiroptera, Molossidae. The record is from RefSeq and is a predicted model, not a curated record.
CGUGCCUGGCGCUUCUUUCCGCAUCUCUCUGUCCAUCUGUCCGUGGUUUCGUCCGUGCGUCCCGAGCGCGCGGCCGCGGCAGACCCGCCACAUCCCUACCCCGGCUGGAUCGGAGCGCCCCCAUCAUGGGCUGGGGAGCUGGUGGGAGCUGCACCCCACGUCCACCCAUCCGCCAGCAGCCUGCGUCCGAGACCCGGGUGGUCACUGUGGUUUUCCUCGGCCUCCUGCUGGACCUCCUGGCCUUCACUCUGCUGCUGCCCCUGCUCCCCGGGUUGCUGGAGAGCCAUGGCCGUGCACAUGACCCUCUCUAUGGCUCAUGGCAGCGAGGGGUGGACUGGUUUGCUGCGGCCAUAGGGAUGCCAGCGGAGAAGAGAUACAACAAUGUCCUGUUCGGAGGUCUGAUUGGCUCGGUCUUCUCAGUCCUGCAGUUCCUCUCAGCGCCGCUCACAGGGGCCAUCUCUGACUGCCUGGGGAGGCGCCCAGUGAUGCUGCUGUCCCUGGCAGGUCUGGCCACCUCGUAUGCUGUGUGGGCUGCCUCAGAGAGCUUCGCAGCCUUCCUGGCCUCCAGGGUGAUUGGCGGCAUCAGCAAGGGGAAUGUCAGUCUCUCCACGGCCAUCGUUGCUGAUCUGGGCUCUCCACCUGCCCGCAGCAGAGGCAUGGCGAUCAUCGGGGUGGCCUUCUCGCUGGGCUUCACGCUGGGCCCUAUGCUGGGUGCCUUCCUACCUGUGCAGGCCGCACCCUGGCUCGCCUUGCUCUUCACAGUCUCUGACCUGCUGUUUCUCUUCUGUUUCCUGCCGGAGACGCUGCCCCCAGAGAAGCGGGCGCCCUCCAUCACCCUGGGGUUCCGAGCUGCUGCUGACCUACUCAGCCCUGCAGCCCUGCUCCGCUUCUCCGCUGUGGCCCAUGGCCAGGACCCGCCUAGUGGAGACAGGCUCAGCCAGCUGCGCCGCCUGGGCCUGGUCUACUUGCUCUACCUCUUUUUGUUCUCCGGCCUGGAGUACACGCUCAGCUUCCUUGUACACCAGCGCUUCCAGUUCAGCAGCCUGCAGCAGGGAAAGAUGUUUUUCUUCAUCGGCCUCACCAUGGCCACCAUCCAGGGCACCUACGCCCGGCGGAUCAGCCCCGGCAGGGAAAUUACAACUGUGAAACGGGCCAUCCUGCUGCUGGUUCCCGCCUUCCUCCUCAUCGGCUGGGGGCACACGCUGCCUAUGCUGGGCCUGGGGCUGCUGUUCUACUCCUUUGCUGCCGCUGUUGUGGUGCCCUGCCUGUCCUCCGUGGUCGCCGGCUAUGGCUCGCCCGCGCAGAAAGGCACGGUCAUGGGCACACUUCGGAGCCUGGGUGCCCUGGCCAGGGCAAUGGGGCCCAUCAUGGCCGCCUCAGUAUACUGGCUGGUGGGGGCCCCAGCCUGCUUCACCAUGUGCUCGGGGCUCUUCCUGCUCCCCUUCCUCCUCCUGCGGACCCUGAGGCCUCCAACACAGACACUUAAGACCGAGUAACAGAGCCAGCCCAACCCAAGCUGGGGGAGCUGAGGCAGGAAGUCAGAGGCUGGCCAGGACCACUCUCCACUGCUGGCCUGACCCUUCCCUUCCUCCUGAGGCCCAGCCCAGGAAGUCCAACGUCUGCAGCCCCAGAGGGCCCUCGGACGCCCUCCUCCCCACUGGACGAGAGAGCAGCCCCGCCUGCUGCACGCAGAGCAGGGUCAGGGACUCCAAAACUUUCCAGGCUUCCGGUCUGCUUGUUUUGUGCUCCGAGGAGAACAGGCUAUCAGCCAGGCAUCUGAAUGACAAAUA